Messenger RNA from Acytostelium subglobosum LB1, 774 nucleotides. RefSeq lists its product as hypothetical. Lineage: Eukaryota; Evosea; Eumycetozoa; Acytosteliales; Acytosteliaceae. The record is from RefSeq and is a predicted model, not a curated record. The transcript has a single exon. The annotation marks the transcript as partial.
AUGACAAAGAAUAUUUACAACUUCUACUUCUUAUUAUUGAUGAUGUUGUUGGCGGUGAUGGCCGUGAGUGUUCAUUGCCAGUCUGGUGAUGGCGGUGCCGCAGUUACAUCUGGUGAUGGUGGUAUAGUAACUGCCAUAACAUCUGGUGAUGGUGGAAUUGUACACGGUACCAGCACAUCUACUGCCCCGUCAAGUAUCAUAACUACCAUAACAUCUGGUGAUGGUGGACUAGUCCAUGGUACCAGUACAACCACUCCGACAACAAUAUCAUCAACAUCAUCAACAUCUACGAGUACAUCACCAUCUGAUACCACUACCUCCACCUCUACAUCUACCAGUACAUCACCAACUACUACAUCCACAUCACUUAACUCAACAUCAACAUCUACGACGUCCAACUCAACUACUUCCUCGACCUCCUCGACCUCCACUGGAAACUCCACAUCCAGUACAUCUUCGACCUCUGCUGGAUCCUCCACAUCUUCUACUUCGUCCACCUCUUCAACUACCACUUCGACAUCUUCGACGUCUUCGACAUCCUCGACAACAUCGACCACGGCCACACCCUCGACGUCCACAUCUACUACCUCCACAACUUCAUCCAGUACUUCAAGCAACUCCCCAAGUGUCACCAGUACAACUACAACAACAACGAGUAGCACUCACUCAACUGACACUGAUAAACAUCCAUCGACAUCUUCAAAAGUACAUGGAGCGGUACCUACAUUCAUUGUCAUGUCCUUCAUCACUUUGACAAUCUCAUCAAUACUAUUC